AUGAAGCCUGUGAGCUCUCCUCCGCUUCCUCCUCUCUCCUCCGCCGCCGAGAAGAAGCGGUGCGCGAUCCUCCAUGACACCUCGUCGAUCGAAUCUAGUGUAGAAAUGUACGCGCGCACGGCGAGCACAGCGACGACGACGAGCACGACGACGAGCGCGGCGACGAGCCACCACCACCGAUCGAAGAAGCGGCGGGCGGAGCGCGUGUUUGGGAUCCACACCUUCGGCGAUCCGGGCUGCCCGGCCGACUACGAUGGCGCAUUCCGGGACAACAUCCGGGCAUUCCUCUCGGAUUGCGCGGAGAUGGAGCCCUACACGGUGGAGGGAAUGCCCACCUGGUCACUGCUCCUCGAGGACGACAGGAAUCUCUCCUCGGGGCGCUUGAAUCUCCUCAUCAUGGAGGAGAGCACGGCCAAUUCAAUACAUCCACACUGCGACCACUGCCGCUGCAUAGGAUGGAGCCACCAUCCCGUGUCGAUCCGGCGCUACCACUUUAUCAUCCCCGGGCCGGAGAUCGACGACGAGGCGGCCGCGACGCAGAGCAGCAUUCUCGAUCUCCAGGACCAUCUCCUCCACGGCCUCCUCCACUGCAACGGUUAUGGCCAUCUCCUGCGCGUCAAUGGCCGCGAGAAGGGAUCCAAGCUCGCGUCGGGCCGGGAGCUCAUGGAUCUCUGGGACCGAAUUUGCGCCAUGCUGCGCGCCAGGAAGGUGAGCGUGGAGGACAUCGCCAAGAAGAAGGGACUGGAGCUCCGGCUCCUCCACUGCGUCGCGUAUGGCGAGUCGUGGUACAGCCGCUGGGGCUACAAAUUCGGGCAUGGCAGCUUCGGGAUCACGCAGCAGAUGUACUCCAAGGCGAUCGAGGCCAUCCGCGGGAUGCCGCUCUCGGUGAUGAUCCAGCAUUUCGACGGCGUGGACGCCGAGGUCCUGGAGAUCGUGUCGCUCUACCAGAAGAUGAGCGGCCAGGCCCUCCAGACGGUGGGCGAUCUCGUGCGCUUCAUGGUGGAGCUCAAAUCCCGGCUGCCGCUCACCGCCACCGCCGCCAAUUCCUCCUCCUCGUCGCUGCUGGACAUGCCGUGCCGGUGGAGCAUGAAGCGGCUGGAGCUGGCGACGCAGGUGAUCGUGGAGGCGCUCAAGAACUGCGACAAGAAGUGGAUGCCGCGGCAGGACGUGCGCGACGCCGCGCGGGUCUACAUUGGUGACACCGGAUUGCUCGACUUCGUGCUCAAGUCGCUGGGCAACCGCGUCGUGGGCGGCCACGUCGUGCGCCGCGCGGUAAACCCCAUCACCAAGGUGCUCGAGUACAGCCUCGAAGACGUGACGGCGUCGAUCCACCACCACCCGCAGCACCACAGCAAUGGUGCCGGCGGCGCUGCCAUGGGAAAUGGUGGUGGCGGCGGGUGUGGGAAUGGCACCACCACCGCCCCCAGCGUCAAGGGCGGCGAGGUGGCGGCGGCGGUGGCGGCGGCGGCGGCAUGCGACAUCAGCCGCAGCGACGUGCAGCGCGACAUCGUCUACAUGUACAAGAACGUCCUCGAGAGCUACAAGCCGGCCAGCAAGCGCGGCGGCGGCAAGAGCAUCCUCACCGCGCUGCCCACCGCCAGCCGGAUCAUCCUCGACACCAAGCAGCUCAUCCGCGACUACUGCGGGCACAAGACGCGCAAGGCAGCCGCGGCGGCGGCUGCGGCGUCCGCGGCAGCGGGUCUGGCGGGCGGUAGCACCAGCCGCGGCGGUAGUACUACCAUCGCCGGCGGCGGCGGGAACGAGGCGUGGGAGGCGGUGGUGGACGACGACGAGAUGCUGCGCGUCAUGUGCUGCGUCAUACUGCGCGACUCGGACCCGUGCCGCAACCGGCCCAGCCCGCCGCCGGAGCUGGUGGUGCUACCGCCGCACGCCACCAUCGGCGACCUCAAGCUCGAGGCCCAGCGGGGGUUCCGCGACACGUACCACAUAAUGCGCGGCUUCCGGGUGGACACCAUCCCGGAGCUGGAGGGCGACAACGAGGACCUCCUCUUCGGAGCCAUCGAGUCGGGCUCCACGCUGAUCGUCCAAGGGUCCGGGGUGGACGUUUACAACGAGUGGCGCUACGAGGGUGGCAACGAUAGCUGGAUCGUCGACUGCCCGUGCGGCGCCAAGGACGACGAUGGCGAGAGGAUGAUCGCGUGUGAUGUGUGCGAGGUGUGGCAGCACACGCGGUGUGGCGGGAUCGCGGACCCGGAUCCCAUCCCGGCGCGGUUUCUCUGUGCCAGGUGUGGCGAGAGCCUCUUCUCGGAGCUCAGAUACUCGUGAUCGAUCGAUCGGUCUCUCCAUGAUCGAUCGAUCGUAUCGGCUAUAGCCUUGGCUCACAACGCAAGUAAGCUCCUUGGUUUUUCGCGAUC
Molecule: messenger RNA, 2375 nt
Organism: Selaginella moellendorffii
Lineage: Eukaryota; Viridiplantae; Streptophyta; Lycopodiopsida; Selaginellales; Selaginellaceae
Product: PHD finger protein PERSISTENT TAPETAL CELL 1
Exons: 4
Coding region: 1-2286 (761 amino acids)
Source: RefSeq, a predicted model, not a curated record